Messenger RNA from Perca fluviatilis (European perch), 1665 nucleotides. RefSeq names its product guanine nucleotide binding protein (G protein), alpha inhibiting activity polypeptide 2b (gene gnai2b). Gene Ontology annotation, molecular function: GTP binding; G protein-coupled receptor binding; G-protein beta/gamma-subunit complex binding. The transcript has 9 exons. Gene Ontology annotation, cellular component: heterotrimeric G-protein complex. NCBI's taxonomy places the organism in Eukaryota, Metazoa, Chordata, Actinopteri, Perciformes, Percidae. The coding region runs from base 191 to 1258 and encodes 355 amino acids. The record is from RefSeq and is a predicted model, not a curated record. Gene Ontology annotation, biological process: gamma-aminobutyric acid signaling pathway; adenylate cyclase-modulating G protein-coupled receptor signaling pathway.
CAGGGACAUUGACUUACUUUACGCGUGGGUAAAACACUCUGGAAUCAGCUGCUUUCCUCUCUAGAAGGCAGUGCUGGACGCGGGAGCUGCUCUAACGUUAUUCGUUGCAUCGGCUGGCACGCUGAGACCAUCAGCAUUGAAGCCUUCAUUUUUUUGCGCAAGUGGACGGUGCGCCCCUGCGUUUGGAGCCAUGGGUUGUACGGUGAGCGCCGAGGAUAAGGCUGCCGCGGAGAGGUCAAAGAUGAUUGACAAAAACCUCCGAGAGGACGGAGAGAAGGCAGCCAGAGAAGUGAAGCUGCUUUUAUUAGGCGCUGGGGAAUCUGGGAAGAGUACCAUUGUAAAGCAGAUGAAGAUCAUCCAUGAAGAUGGCUACUCAGAAGAUGAGUGCAAGCAGUACAGAGCAGUGGUUUAUAGUAAUACCAUCCAGUCUAUUAUGGCCAUUGUUAAAGCCAUGGCCAGUCUCAAGAUAGACUACAGCAACCCUGGCAGAGUGGACGAUGCCCAGCAGCUCUUCGCCCUGUCUGCAGCUGCUGAAGAACAGGGCAUCUUUCCUGAUGAUCUGUCCAAUGUGAUGAGGCGUUUGUGGGGUGACAGAGGCAUACAGAGCUGCUUUGCACGGUCGCGAGAGUACCAACUCAACGAUUCUGCAGCAUAUUACCUGAAUGACCUGGAGAGGAUAGCUAAAGCAGAUUACAUUCCCACCCAGCAAGAUGUGCUGCGGACUCGGGUCAAGACCACUGGCAUUGUGGAGACUCACUUCACCUUCAAGGAACUGCACUUCAAAAUGUUUGAUGUCGGAGGCCAACGCUCCGAGAGAAAGAAGUGGAUCCACUGUUUCGAAGGAGUCACAGCCAUUAUUUUUUGUGUUGCACUGAGUGCUUAUGACCUGGUGCUGGCUGAGGAUGAGGAGAUGAAUCGAAUGCAUGAGAGCAUGAAGCUGUUUGACUCCAUCUGCAACAACAAGUGGUUCACUGAGACCUCCAUCAUCCUCUUCCUGAACAAGAAGGAUCUCUUUGAGGAGAAGAUUACUCGCAGCCCUCUUACCAUCUGCUACCCAGAAUACACAGGAGCCAACAAGUUUGAUGAAGCUGCCAGUUACAUUCAGACUAAGUUUGAGGACCUGAACAAGAAAAAGGACACAAAGGAGAUCUACACUCACUUCACCUGUGCCACUGACACCAAGAACGUGCAGUUUGUCUUUGACGCCGUCACUGACGUCAUUAUUAAGAACAACCUGAAAGACUGUGGUCUUUUCUAAAGAGCGAUGCCCAACGCACACAGACUGCAUGAGAGACUGCAAGAGCCAUGUGAUUAUUACUGCUUUUCAUAAUGAAAACCAUAACAGACUUGAUUCCUAGAGGGGAACCUUAAAGAACGUCAACAAUCACUGAUUUGCAACCAUUACAUUCUCUGUCAAUUGUGUUAAUAUUUUUAUUUGAAAUAUAUGUCUUACUACUCUUGAUCAGGGGUUCUCAUACUAUUCAUACUGAGUGCCUGCAAAUAUAUAUUUGAUCAAGGACCCCCUUUUCGGUUUUCAAAUUAGAUUAGUAACCUAAACUAAAUUAUCCGACUGGUUUAAAGCUUUAGUGCGUAACUUUUUGAUAUUAAUGAACGUCCGUUACAUUCAAGCCAUUGCCAAAUGAGUUGCUACAAAGACUAUCGGCU